ACCAAAAUAGUCAGUGACAAGCUCUCGAUCACACCAGUGGGAUUCAUUGUGUUAAUAGCUCAUAAUAGGAAGUGUUAAAUGAAUUAACAAAUAACUGGUCAUCGAGUGAUGCGAAGUAUUUAUAUUGUGUUUAUCAAUUUAUUGAAAAAGAACAGAAUGAGGACCCUGGCAGUGUUGUGUCUGCUGGCGCUGGUGUGCGGAGCGCUCGCCAAGAACAAGAAGGGAGACGACCAUAAGGUGAAGAUUGCUGUCUACUACGAGUCGCUGUGCCCCGACAGCAAGAGGUUCAUCACCACGCAGCUGGCGCCCGUCUGGAGGGACUUCCGAGGGGUCGUCAAGGUCAAGAUGGUGCCGUACGGCAAGAGCACGCACGACAAAGUGAACGGAAAGUGGCAGUUCCAAUGUCACCAUGGACCUGAUGAGUGCUACGGUAACAAGAUCCAGGCGUGUAUCCUGAAGGACCGCAGCCUCCAGGACACGGAGAAGAUGGAGCUGGUCAUCUGCCUCAUGAGCCAGACCAACCCUGACAAGUCUCUGGACACGUGCCUCACCCAAAUCAACAAGGACUCUGAAUCAGUGAAGUUGAAGCGCUGCGCCUCCUCCGACCAGGGAGACAACUUGCUGGCAGCUUACGGGGACAAGAGCGACGCCGUGCAGCGCCCUCUAGGCUUUGUUCCCACCAUCAUCGUUAAUGAGAGAUACGACCAAGCAGUACAAGACGAAGCCUUCACCGACUUGAAAUCGGUCGUGUGUCGCGUCGCACCGAACAAACCUUCCAUCUGUUAAACAAAACACACUUUUACACAUAAAUUAAUUAAACACACUACCUACCGCACUCAGAGACAUUUAAUGAUUACUUAAACUAUUACUUUGUAACGAUUUUGUAUCGAAAACAAUAGGGAUGAUGACUGGGUCAAAAAUAAAUUAUUACAACUUUUCAAUACAAUAAAAUAUUCAAAAAUAAUCACAUUCUCAUUCAUAAAUUUGAUGAACUACUUAAUUUUCGAUUUUUUCUAGCAAAAUUUCUAGAAAUAAGUCUACUAUUUGAUGUAAAAAUCUGAUGACGUCAUAAUAGAGUAUUUCAUACAAAGUUCAUAGAAAAUAUCGUUUUUGACGUUUCGAAAAAAGUAUUGAAUUUGACUAGUAGGAAACAUGCUUAUUGCUAAGGACUGGGUUAAGUAACCAUUAAAUGACUGAGGCGGUAAAAAAUCUCAAGUGAAUAGCUAACUUUACAUUUAAAAAAAUAACCCGCCAUAUUGUCGACCAUAAAAAAAAAUAAAGUAAUGGCGGCAAUUUUGACGCACAAAGUAUUUUUAUGAAAAAUAAUGUUUUUCGAAAAUUAUUACAUAAAUUAAUAUACAGUAUGGAGAUCACUCAUAUGAUUUAAAUGAAACUACAAGUAGUACUCGUCCACAGAAGCAUAAUACAACUAAAUAUUUCAACGAAUAAAAUAAUUAAUCAAGUAUUAAAUUCUGUGUGAACAGCUCCAUGUUCCUUGACCACAGAAGAGCUGUAAUGUUGUAGGUUGUCUAGGAAUGUUACGGACAUGCGGCGCGGUUGUUAUAAUGCCGUAUUUGUAAAGAGUGUUCAAAUUAGCUCAAAGAGAAUAAUGCACUUUUUGGCUUACCUACUGGGCCUAUUUCGCUCAUUUUUCGUAUAUCGUCAGCCAAGAUGAUAAUAAAUAUGUGGUUUAAAUUAAGUCAUAAGAGGUUUCUCCAUACGGUAU
This is a messenger RNA of Spodoptera frugiperda (fall armyworm), 1726 nucleotides long. Its product is annotated as GILT-like protein 1. NCBI's taxonomy places the organism in Eukaryota, Metazoa, Arthropoda, Insecta, Lepidoptera, Noctuidae. The coding region runs from base 109 to 786 and encodes 225 amino acids. The transcript has 8 exons. Gene Ontology annotation, molecular function: oxidoreductase activity, acting on a sulfur group of donors, disulfide as acceptor. The record is from RefSeq and is a predicted model, not a curated record.